UGCUCAGCUCUGUUGUUAUGGGAGGAAACUGCAGUUUCUGAGAGAGAAGGGAGGAAGAGAAAGAAAGGAGUUGCAGCGAUUGACAGACAGUGUGUUGAAACAGACUGUAAGAAACACUGUUUUAAGUGGUUAUUACUGAGUUGCUUGAGCACAAUGGAACAUAUGGGGACAGUGGACCCGGAAGAUGAUUCAGGAUUAUUACCACGCCUUGCACCUAGUCCUCACAGUGAAGCAGUUGCCCAUGAAUUUGAAGAACUCUCUUUGCAACCAAACCAGUAUUUGCCUCCUCUCAAUGAAAGGAAGAAUGUUCUUCAACUGAAGCUACAGCAAAGGCGAACAAGAGAACAGCUGGUGGACCAGGGAAUCAUGCCACCUUUGAAGAGCCCAGCUGCAUUUCAUGAGCAGAUAAAGAGUUUGGAAAGAGCCAGGACCGAAAAUUUUCUGAAGCAUAAAAUACGCAGUAGACCUGAUCGAUCAGAAUUAGUCAGGAUGCACAUUCUUGAAGAAACGUUUGCAGAACCGUCUCUCCAGGCCACUCAGAUGAAAUUAAAGAGGGCACGGUUGGCAGACGAUCUGAAUGAGAAGAUUGCUCAGAGGCCUGGCCCUAUGGAGCUUGUGGAAAAAAAUAUUCUUCCUGUAGACUCCAGCGUUAAAGAAGCAAUUAUAGCGGUUGGUCAGGAGAACUAUCCUCAAGCUCUGGAUGAUUUCUCAUUUGAUGAAGACAGCAGUGAUGCUUUGUCUCCAGAUCAGCCUGGUAGUCAGGAAUCCCAGGGUUCAACAGCUUCUCCCGGAGAGCCCAAAACAAGAGAAAUACCUUCGCCGGUCACCCCAGCUUCCUCAUCCACACAGUAUCCCACCAUAGCAACACCAGGAACUGACUUUUUGAAGCCACCUGUCACAGAUCAGCAUGUUGCACACACAACAACUGCUGCUCCUCUUACCACAAAUUCUGUGACUGCAACAAAACACUGCAGUGGGCCAGCACUAAUAAAGCAACCUCACCCCAAGAACCCCAGUGACAGACCUCGGAGCAAGAAAUGCAAAGAACCAAAGCCCAGGGUGAAGAAACUGAAGUACCACCAGUACAUUCCACCUGAUCAGAAAGGAGAGAAAAACGAGCCACCAAUGGACUCCAACUAUGCUCGUUUGCUGCAGCAGCAGCAACUGUUUUUGCAACUGCAAAUCCUGAGCCAGCAGCACCAACAUUACAAUUACCAGACAAUUCUCCCUGCACCACUCAAGCCAGUAAAUGACAAACAGGGUAACACUGGGAAUAUACCGCUGAAUACGUUGAGCAACAGCACAUCUUCAGUAGCUAUCAGCACACCAAGACAGAACACUAGUAUUUCACAUAGAAAGCCAGGACCUCUACCUCCUAGCUUGGAUGAUUUGAAGGUCGCUGAACUGAAAAUGGAAUUAAAGCUAAGAGGAUUGCCUGUGUCGGGAACUAAAAUGGAUCUUAUUGAGCGUUUGAAACCCUAUCAGGAUCUUAACAAUAACUCUAUUGGCACAAGUAAUACAGUGGCAGGAACGGCUUCCAGUAAUGGAACUAGUAAACCGGGGGAAGUAGCUACGUCAUUCCCUGCUGCCCCAUUAAAUAAACAAGUGGUGAAUUCUGUCCCCAGUUCCUCUUCAGAAACGACACCUGUUGGAACUGGCAGCAAAAUAGGACCCCUGGAAUGUGUGGGAUCCCCUUUGCCCAUCUCCCCAUCUCCUUCCGAACAGUCCAGUCUCGGAACCGAUGAUACCAACAUGGCGGAGACGUUGACAGAAAUCAUGACCAUGAUGUCUCCCUCGCAGUUCCCAAGCGCUUCACCUCUUCGAGCAGCCACGAAUGAAGACAGUCUCUGCAGCGGAAGCAUGUCAAGCAUGGACCUUGAUGCCACCGAGAAGGACCGCAAACUUCAAGAGAAAGAGAAGCAGAUCGAAGAGCUCAAAAGGAAACUGGAACAAGAGCAGAAAUUAGUGGAAGUGCUGAAAAUGCAGCUGGAGGUUGAAAAGCGGAGCCACCAACAGCAGCCCCAAGCUUCCGCUAAACCGUCAGUGACUUUAAAUCAGCCGCAUCACAACUCAUCUGUUAAAGAAGAAGGCACUGCAGCAGAUGGCUCUGGGCCAAGACAGGUGGUAUCUGAAGCCAGUCAUUCUUUAGGGCAGCCCAGGGCAGCCGAUACCCAAAAUCUAGUUGCCAAAAAGGCUGUGGUUGUCAAGCAGGAAAUAGCUCUAGCCAAAGCUGAGCCACAAAACGUCAUAUCUCAGUUCUAUGUGAGUUCGCAGAGACAGCCACAGACUGCUGUUGUUGCCGAUCCACAAGCUUUGCUUGCUGCCCAGGGAACCACACAGCUGCUCCUGCCACUCUCUCUGCAGGGUCCAAAUGCAGCCACCUCCAUGCAGCUACCUGUGAGCAACGUCCAGGUUCAAACACAAGCUGGCAUUCCAGCCAUGGCACAACUAUCUACUACUGCUGGUUUGGCCCCCAAAGUACCACAGAUGCACCUGUCAGCCCCCAAGCCAGAUGCUUCCCCGCAGCGUGCAGUUGGUCAGACCUCACAGGGCAGAAAGGUAUUUCCUCCUACCUCACCUAAUACAGCGUUUUCCUAUCAGAAUCAGACUGCUGCCAACCUGCAGCAACCGUUGUUUAAUCAGGCACCAAAUGCUACACCUCACUCAGGGAACCAAGCACCCUUAGUGCAGAACGGACCGAAUGCUCUUCAGAAGCCGCCUUCCCCGCCUCAGCCGUACAUUUUGCAGCCGCCAUUGUUCAACAGUUCAGGAACCAAAACAAAAGACCCGCCACGCUACGAAGAAGCCAUCAAACAGACUCGCAGUCUGCAGUCUUCUCACCGAGAAAUUUCCAGUGCCCACAGCCAGCAGAUGGAUGACCUUUUUGAUAUCCUCAUUAAGAGUGGAGAGAUUUCUAUGCCUAUGAAAGAAGAACCUCUGAUUUCCAAAAUGAGGCCAGUUACCGCCAAUAUCACCACAAUGCCAGUCAACACAGUGGUAUCACGUCCACCACCACAAGUCCAAAUGGCCCCUCCUCUCUCCUUAGAACCAACAAGCAAUUUCUCUUUAACUCUGGAGAAUCAGUUAGAAGCUCUCUUGGAAGGAACUCUACCGUCAGGUAAUGGAAUGUCUCAGCUGACAAGCAGUAAUGAGGACAAGGAAUCUUUCUCUGUAAUUGAGGAUCUACAGAAUGACCUCCUUAAUCAUUCUGGUAUACUAGAUCACUCUCAGUCACCUAUGGAGACUUCUGAUUCACAGUUCACUCCCAGUUCAUGUUUAUCUCUUGACCUUCCAGACCCAAAUUUAGACAAUAUGGAGUGGUUAGACCUCACCAUGCCAAAUGCUUCAUCAGGAUUAACGCCUCUCAGCUCAACAGCUCCAAGCAUGUUUUCAACAGAUUUUCUUGAUCCUCAGGAUCUACAGUUGCAGUGGGAUUAACUGAAAAGGCAAAGUCUACUUGACCAUGUUUUUAAAAGUUCCAUUUAUAAUAAGGUCCAUUGUUUCACUAUCCUUUGUUUUCAAGCUCAUCUCUCUAAAUACCUUAGGGAUUUUUUUAAAAAUCACAGAGCACAAGAUUAAAAAAAAACGAUUAAGAAUGUUCCAAGGAGAAAGGAUUGUGAUUAUGUAAAUUUAUGGGAAUGUGUCAUGAGCAACAAUUCAGGUGAGUAGGCAUAUUGAGAGCAAACCAUUUGGCUAAAAACAAUACUGUUGCACCUUACUAUCUCUGUGGACACCCUCAACAAAGCUUUUAGCUGCAUUGUGAAAACUCUGACUGAGCUACAACCAAUGGGAUUUUAUAAAAUGGUGAAACUUGACUGUGUUUGGAUUUCUUCAUGACUUAAAAAGCUCCUUUCUCCCGCUAGUCUAUUCUUUUACUUUUAAAUUGUGCAGAUGUUUCAUUUUAGGAUUGCCACAUUUAUUUGUUGAGCUGUUAAAUCCUAUGCAUCUUUAUUCAGAAGUAAGCUCCAUUAUGUUCAGAUCCGCUUAUUCUCAAGUAAGAAUGCAUAGAAUUUCAGCUUUAAAUCAGCCAUAUUACUUGAAAAAGUUUUUGAUACAUUAAAAAAGGUGCUUUCAGUUAUUUUUCGCAUCUGGGUUUGUUUGUUUUUUUUGGUGAUACAGGUAAUCAUAUAUCCUGCAGAUAGAAAGUGUGCCAUUAGGGGAAUGUUGUCUUCUUUCAUAUAUGAAAAGGGAAAUAUCUGUGUGCAGCAUCUGAAAGAAAAAUAAAGGAAGUAUUUUUUUCCUUGACCGUUACUGACUUAUCUCAAGGGCAAACUUAUGUAGAUAUUCAUUGUUAUUUAAUGUAAUAAUUAAAUUUAAGGUAAAACUUUGAUUUAAUUUGUGCAGAGAAUAUGCAGGAAGCACAGUGGUGCAUGUUGGGGAAAAAAAUUCACAACCCCCCCCCACAGGUGUUUAGGAGACAUCAGUUGUCAUCUUAAAAUACUUAAAAGUACUUAAAAUCUAUAUUAUUUUUAGUCUGGUGUUCCCAUUAAUUUGUAUUAGAAGAUGCCCUUCAGCAUAACAAAAGGCAUAUUCCAUUUGUAGAAGGGCUGCUCUCUUUUAAAGUUAUUUUUAUUAAGCGUUUUGAAAAAAGAACAUAAACCAAGAAAGAUAAAGGACUUAUAAAAAGAACAGAUGAGUUAAGUACAAAUAGUAAACUGCAAAUAAGUAAACAUGGGAUUUAAAAUGUCAGGGAGAUUACAUUUUUUUCCCGUGUAUCAUUAGUUAUUGAUGAAAUUAUUGAAAUCCAGUUUUUUAAAGAAAAAAAUUAAUCACUAUUAAACUUUAAACUGAAGAUAUCUGGUUAAUACAGUAAAAAUUGCUAACUGAAAUUAUUGAAGGAGGGGGGCUGUUUAUGUGUUAUGCUAUAAUGUUCCAUGACAAAAACUAAAAUCCUGGGAAUGUUACUCUUUAUUGUAGCAUCUAGCAUUGUGCUUAUGGGGCAUUGCUCAUGGUUAAGAUUUCUUUUUUUUCCCCGGCUUAUGGAUCUUUGAAUCCACCCUAUGGAUUAUGAAUUAAGCUUAACGGUUUAAAAUUAAUAGAAAAAAAUAUAUCCAUAUCCUAUUCUGAAAGCAGCAUUAUCUUGUAAAUAAAGCCUGGAAUUUAAAAUACAAGACUGCUGUGAAUAAUGAACCUAUAGCACAAAAAUUCUGUCAGCCUGACAAAAGCAGCGUCAUGCGGUCGCAAUGCAAGCCCCACCCCUUUUGUACAUAAGUUGUGAAGUUGCACAUGUAUCUCAAGGGCUGGAGCUGAUAGCGCAACACUCCUUCCAUAGUUUUAACAAAGGCAAGCCGAGGUGCAGACAUCCAUGCUCCAGUGUGUACAUUCUACCUCCAUUGUCAGAUGUUUCUAAAACUUUGAAUUUCCCACUUUUAACUUAAAUAGUAAAUAUAUCAACAAUCACCAUGCCCAAUCACCCAUGUAAAAAAUUUGUGUUCUAUUUUAAAAAGUGCUCAGGGAGGGGAGCAUCUGCUUCCCAGUAGAUUGCAGAACUCCAGUAUCUCACAUCAUUUGUUGCUUAUUAUCCUUUGAUAUUCUUUGGAUAUGCCGGGAAUAGAACUGAGGAUUUUCUGCAUGCAAAGCAUUGAGCUAAGUUGAAAAAUUGACAAGGGAAAGUCUCUCCAACAUCUGCUUUUGAAUACCCAUGUAUCAGAGCCAUUCCCAUCUUUUCCAGUGCUGCACCAUGGCCUUUUUUCCUUUGAAGAUGGAGAUUUUUUAAAAAUGUAAAUGAUAGAUCUCAACAUCCGUUGUAAAGCUCAGCUGUCUUUAAUCAUGAAAAAAUUUAAAGAAGAAUCAACAACCUUCUACUUCAGUGUUUCCCAACCUUGGCAAUUUCCAGGUAUGUAGACUUCCAAUCCCAGAAUUCCACAGUGAGCAUCACCAUUGAUAGAAUUCUGGGGGUUAAAGUCCAUGCACGAAUGAAGUUGCCAAGGGGAAACACUGUUCUACAAGAUUGCUCAACAGGAUUUUUCAAACCAAAGUUCUCUCUUCAUUCCACAGAACAAAAUUAUUUGACUUUUGAAAAUAGAACAUUGUCAGAAUUUGGAUUGUUACUUGGUAAACAAUAAUAUUUGGUUCUGCAUGUGGGAGCUCCUUGCUUAUGCUCUCAGGAAUCCCAUAGAAUUGCCAUAGAUUCAAGGAGAACUAAUCCAGCCAAGUCAAGCAGUGUCUGCAUUGUUUAGGGUUUGUUAUCUAAUAUGUAACAUUUUGAGCCAGUUAUGUAUUUGCAGUGCAUAUUUGCAGUUUGUUUUCUCUUAAAGCCAUAACUGUGAAGAUGCCAAUUCAGAUUGGCUUUAGAGUUGAGACAGGCUUUGAUAUUUUAGGAAGUAUUGCUGGUGUCAAGGUAGCUCCAUGCCAAAACCAAAAAUAUCAACAACAACAUCCCCCUAAACACAAGUUUGGGAUCCUUGUUUGAAAUAAUGUUCUUAUGCCAUUUUGCAUUUUGUUUUAGAAUUAUCAUAGUUAGUUGGAUACAGUUAUUCAAACAACUACAUUAAACUCUACUUGUGAUUUAGCCUAUAGCUGGGAGUGUUUUUAAAUCAGACAAUAUGAAAUGGUUUUGGGAGAAAGUAUUUUCAGCUUUACCAUUCCAAUUCACCAUCCUUUGAGGGAGGGUAAUCUUUUAUGUGCUAAGUGUCUUCCACUAAGUAUCUUUUUCUCCCACAGAUAUCAGUUUGAAAUAAGAUACUUAACACUCUGGAAUCUAUCCUGGGUUCAGUAGGAACACCUAUGAGAUUUGAACUCUAUAUUGCUGUAAGUUAGAGUAUUUCCAUUGAUGCACCAUAUAUAAUGUUUUAAUCCAAAGAAGAAUGAAUCUGUUGGCUGUAUCUUUGUAGUUACUUGUGAAUGGCUAGCAAAUCUCACUUCCCACACCCAACUACCAUUCAAUUUAAGAGACAGUUUGCCUUUUCAGCAAGAUGUGCUUAACUACAUACUUCUCUCUUUUCUUUGGAUUCUGUCCCCGAGCAAAUAGGCCACAAGGAAAAGGGCCCUGGAGAAAGUAUUAAGCCAAGGAAGGCUGAUGUAAGGCUGUUUCACUAGCUUUCUCCGGUUUGGGACCUUUUAGAUGUAUCAGACUAAUUUCCUAAUCUCGUUGCCUGUGUAGCAGUUAAAGAAACAUGCCAGGCUGGGAAGUUGUCUUAUGCCAUUAGAUAUCUUCGCUAUACUUGGAGCAUCUCAACAGUUUCGAAAUUGGACCUAUCUGAACACCUGUUAGACUGCCAUGUAAAUGAAUCCUACCUCUCCAAGCUUCUUCUCCCCUGCCCUCCCCCGAUUGUCAGACCAGUUGUUGACACUGAACAAACUUCUUUUUCUUUUGUCAUUUUAAAAUGUUAAUACUGUCUAGGCAAGAUGCUUUGGAGUAGAAUGCAAGCAUGACCUGUCAGGAUCCAUGGAGCUUAUAAAAACGUGUCGCCAGCCUGAUUUUAAAAAGCCCCUGGUAAUGCAGGUGUGUCUCUCUCACUGUGCAAUCCAGCUGGAACAUACCAGGAUCUGUCUAUUGAGCCCAAUCCACACAGUUUAUGACGUACUUUCUUACAGCUUUGUAAGCCAUAGUUUGUACUUUCAGGUUCAUCUGCUAUCUUCCUUGGCUUAGAACGUGCCACAGCUGUCAGUUUCUAGGAAGCUUUUUGUCCUCUUACUGACUAGACUAUCACCAAAGGUUGGCAGAGAGCAUGUACAUAGAGCUUAAAAUUAAUAGUAUUGGGUGGUGCUGUGCUACACAAACGCCUUCAUGUGUAGUGUGCUAUCCAAGUCAUGCAGGUGCAUGUAGCACAAAGAAUGCAAGCUCAUCCUGGAAUAAAAUCCAGACAGCACAGUGUAAUAACCAGUGUGGAACUUCCUUCUAGAAAAACAUUAAGGGAUCAUGAACAUUUAUCACGGAAUCUUAUUUAUUGUUAGGUUAAGAGUGUGUGUUGUUUUCUGUGCAUUUCAAAGCAGAACUUUAUUACGAAACAUAUCUGGGUAAUGGUUUGCUUUUAAUCAGACAACCUGAGAUGUGCAAUCUUUACCAAGUGUAUGUGAACCUGGUAUUUGUGAACAGUUUCUUUAUAUAUAUAUAUAUAUAUAGAGAGAGAGAGAGAGAGAGAGACGUACAUAUUAUUGCUUGGAUAAUUUCUGUACACUGGAUAAUUUUUUUUGUAAUAUAAACAUUUGGCUCCUUAUCUUUAAAUACAAAUUGCACUGCUAGCAUAGUUUUUCUCAGCACACAAACACUUGGAAUUUGUUUAGUAGUACCACAUAUGCCUUCCGAGCAAAUAUCGGUUUCACUGCGGAUAUGUGGUUUUCAUAUGCUGUUGCCUGUUGUUUCAUUUAUGAGAUUGGUCCACUCGUGGGAGUUUCAGGAUCACCCCACCUGCAGUUACACCAUCUGGAAGAUAAUAUUUUGGAGAGUGAGCUAGGGUGAAACCUACUGUUGCCUACAUCUGUUUGCUGCUUUAUACAACUGUGAAGGAAGAAAGUAGCAAAGAUUAUUACAAGAGACAGCCUUAGUCUAUUUGACAGCUGUUCUUGAGUUCGGAAUAUGUAUGCUUGCAGUGCAGUCUCAAGCAUGGUUGCUCGGAAGUCAGAUAGGUGGCACUGAGUUGUAAGUUUAAGAUAAGCCUACAAUGCCAUCCUCCAUAAUACAAGAUAAUUUAAUAUAGAAGCAUAGCCAGAUUUGCUGCUUGCAGGUAUAUGUCCCACUGGGAAGAAUAGCCUUGUCAGGGUAAUGUCGGUUUCUCACUUGGCAGUGCUAGAUGAAGCUGUGAAAUGGAAAUAACAGUUGCCUAUUUUCUUAAAUUCGUUUCUGGUUAUAUUUUCUUUGACGAAUGCAGGAAAACAAAUAAGAGAACCAAUAAGCAAAAUAAGAUGCUUUUAGCACCAAUUUCUGCUGGAAGAAUAUGUCUUUUCAAGCUCCUCCAAAAUAGAGAUACCAAGGUAGCUUGUUUUGUUAUUGUUAAACAUACUGCCUAAUCGUGUAUAUAUGAUGCCAUGUGAUAGUUCACUGAUAAUUUCUUCAAUGCUUUUAGAAACUAGAAAUUGUGGGCAUACUAGAUAUAUCUGUGCAAUUCUUUGUGUGCAUGGGAAGUUAACAUUUAUGUCAUGGGUUGGAGUUUUUUAUACGUGCAAAAAAUUCUGCUUAACAAAUCUGUUUGGGCGGGCAUUUCAAACCAUUUUAUAGCUGAGUAGAUACAGAAUAUAAAAACGUCUCAUAUCAACUUCUUUUUUUAACUGUCUCAUCCCCUUAACAUUGACCCGCCCCACCCGGUCAUGCAGAGAGGGCAUGCUGCGAACCCUGCCCGUAAGGGAAUUCCACCUGGUGGGGUCCAGGAGGCAGGCCUUCUCUGCAGUGGCGCCCAUCCUGUGGAACAUUUUGCCCCCAGAGGUGAGGCAGGCAGGCCCCUUCGCUCCUGGCCUUCCGGAAGAAACUGAAAACCUGGUUCUGCUGCCUUGCCUGGGGUGGGAGGGGCACCAGUUCUUCUUGGGGGUGGCUGGUAUCAUAGAUCUCUCCCCAAUGAUUAAGAUCUUCACCUCUUGGAUUUUAAGUCUAUUUUAUCUUUAUUUAUUAGUUGGUAUAUUGUAAUUGAUAUGCUUUUAAUUUUUGAUUUUAUUGUAAACCGCCCAGAGCCCCCCUUUUGGGAGAGCUGGGCGGUAAUAGAAAUUCAAUAAAUAAAAUAAAAUAAAAAUGCUCCAAAGUUCCUAAUUCAUCAGCAGAAGUUGAGAAGAAAGUGUACUGACAGUCUUGGGUCCUUUGACUAAGAAAGUAAUUUCAGUUAUUUUAGUGGGAGUGACUUCUGAGUAAUCCUGCUUUGAAUUGCACCUCAUGCAUGUAUGUUGCACACACCGAUGUGACUUGCGUAGCCAUACCUAUAGCUCCAGAACGAAUUAGUUAAUCUACUUAUAUUUAGUGACUUACUCUCCAAAACUUGUUCUUUAAGUUUUCAAACUGCUUUUAGUUCUGAAAAGCAGAGGAUCACAAAGGAUUUCCGUAAUACUUCUUGACAAAGUAAGUAGUAGUUGAUGUGCAUGAUCUAUAUAUCAUGGAUGGCAUCAACCCACUAGCCACGAUAAAGCCAAAGUUCUUUCAAGUCUCCCGGAAAUCCAUGGGAUUCAAAAGUGUUUCAUUUCGGCUGGAUUAUAGCUUGCUUAUCAAGUCAGUGGAACUAUCCCUAAUACACUGUAUUGGAAUUCAGUCAAUAUCAAACGGUAAUCGUAGUAAAGUUCUGUUAGAACUGGAAUAUGGAAAUGACUCUUGCGCCUAUUUCUGAAUAAGCAAACUACGUAGUUAGAAAAAGCUAAUAUAUGGUUGUAUUGAAUUUUGCAUUUUGAUAAAUGAAAUUAGACUGCUUGUCCUUUUGAUAAGAAAUCAUGAUCUUUGGCAGCUCUCGAUCUCCCUGGCCCCUCCCAGGUGUCUCUUUGUAUAGUGAAUUAUAUCGUGUAUGUUACCAGGACAUGUAAAGUAUGAUUUCUGCAUAGUUACAAAAUUGGGAGAAAAAUACCUUUGUAAAAAUUAGUUCUUAGAAGUGAUCUGUUUCUUUGAAUUAUGUUUAUAAACUGCAACACAUCAUACAGCAUGUUGAAGAACGCGAGAGGUGCUUCAAAUGUACGCACAUCUAAUCUGAGGUUAGAAAGCCUUUUCCCUCUGUGUUGCCUGCAGCCAAGAUCAGAACGUGUCUGAACUAAUACGCAAUCCUAGCCUAAAAAUCUGGCAAGUGCCAUCACAAUAGAAGGCACUUUGGGCCUUCUUUGUUUUUGUAAUGCAAACCAGGAAACCAGCAUUUUAUAUUUUUUCAGUUCUGCCUGAUGAUGCAGUUUCAGCAAUCCAGAGCCUUAAAGAAGUGGUAAUAGCAAAACUGCCCAAGAAGAACCAAAGUGUUCCCACUUCUCUUGCCAAGGCACACCGCCCCCACUCCCCCAUUUCUUUUAUCUACCAGGAAAAUAGAAGUUUUCUGCCCUGUCCGCCGAAUGUCACCCAUGGGAAUUUUUUUUAUAUAUUGAAGAUGUAGAUAUUUCUGGGGUUGCUUUUGUCUUAGUGUCUAAUAAUAGGAAUGCCCCUUUUUUGAUUGUGAAACUGAACUGAGAUAUGAGCACGGAUCUCCAUGGCAAGGGGGGUCCUUUUCUUCCACUGUAUUGCUUGCAGUAGAAAUUGUGCUUAGCGUGACGCGUGUUUCUCUUCUUCUUUUCAUAGUCCCAAUUAUGUCUUAGCAUCUCACUUUAUGAAAAUAAGAAGAUCGAUACCAGUCUGUACAGGUCGCUUCAUUAACCGCUAGAUUUUAAAGAAAAGAAAAUCCAUACUGGCAAGCAGAGCAUCCGGUGGUUUAUUGCCUUUGUAAAAGAGACCAUGAUGCCUUUGUAUUUGCUGUUUGCACCCCUAAAAUAAAUUCCAUAUGGUGGACUUUUGCCAUGUUUUGCACAUUGUACUGUAUAUAUGUAAUGCAUAUUGUAUUUUUAUAUGUGUAGUACAUUUAUCAUAUAUUUUGUACAUAGUGGCAAGGUUGUAGCUAAGGAGAAAAUGUUAUCUAAGCAAUUUUGCAAUCUGUGUGUCAAAUAAACAAGUUAAUAGA
Molecule: messenger RNA, 11540 nt
Organism: Candoia aspera
Lineage: Eukaryota; Metazoa; Chordata; Lepidosauria; Squamata; Candoiidae
Gene: MRTFB
Product: myocardin related transcription factor B
Exons: 17
Coding region: 154-3438 (1094 amino acids)
Biological process (GO): positive regulation of transcription by RNA polymerase II; smooth muscle cell differentiation
Cellular component (GO): nucleus
Molecular function (GO): transcription coactivator activity
Source: RefSeq, a predicted model, not a curated record